CAUUUUUGUCUUCAAAAUAAAAUAGUCGUUAUUACUGAAUGAGCCCUUAUAGAACAGUACACCGGGCGUUUGUCGCGCGUCAGCUGUAUUUUGAAAGGAACGGCCGGAAGUUCCGUUUCUCUGUCGCGCUAGCUUGGCGCACUCGCGAGCCGCGUCGGGGGGCAGACUGUCACGAAGCGACCAUGAGCGCUUGCCAUUCUUGACAUUUCAGGUACAACUAGUGCUCCCACGCUAAACUUGCAGGAUGCUCUGCGAGUCGUACCCCUUCGUGGAGGACAGUGUCAGCCGCUUCCCGUCGCAGAGCAACAUCUACGGGCUGUGUCAGGCCGGGGAGCAGGAGCUGUUGGCGGCCACUCUCAAGGGGAAGGUGGUGUGUUUCAGGUACCAGGAGCUGCAGCAGAAAAUCCGACCCGUGGCCAAGGAAGUUCAGUUCACCUACAUACCAGUUGACGCAGAAAUUGUAUCAAUUGAUGCCUUCAACAAGUCUCCACCCAACAGAGGCCUGGUGGUGGGCAUCACAUUUAUAAAGGACUCUGGUGACAAAGCCACUCCAUUCCUGAAUAUCUACUGUGACUAUGAGCCCGGCUCAGAGUUCAACCUGGAGUCUAUUGCGCAAAGUUGUCUGAAUCUGGAGCUGCAGUUCACGCCCUUCCAACUGUACCACACAGAAGUGCAGUGUGAUGAUGGUGGCAGUGAGACGGUGUUUCUGCUCAGCGGCCACGACCAGAGGAUCCACCUGUACAAGGAGAAUGCCUCCCUCCACCAGUUUGAAGAACAGCCAGUGGAGAGACUCUUCCCUGAACUACAACAACUGCCCAGCAAUGUGCUAUGGUUGGAUAUGUUGAGUUUAGCUGGCAGCCGGCGAAUCUCAGCAUUCGGCUGCCAGAACGGCUGUGUUGGACUGGCUCUGGUAAACCAGACUGGGCCAGAGGUUUUGCAGAGCUGGCGGGUCCAGUUCGACAGUCCAAUCUCUACCGUGCUGCUAUUCCCUCUUAGCUGUCAAACCGAGCCCAACCAGACCAGCGGAGAGACAAGUGUGGAAAUGGAAGGCUACAACCUUCUGGUAACCAGUACCAUUGAGAUGGCAGUUGUCUACAGAGAUGUCCAGGAGUUUGGUUUGUCUCGCUCUAUGUGCCUCUCGGAAAGUGACCAGUGGGACGCAGUGCUUUGUGCUCUAGUCAUUGACCUGGAUUUUGACGGGCAGAAGGAGGUGCUGUUGGGAACAUAUGGACAGGAACUUCUAUGUUACAAAUUCCGUCCAGAAGGGAGAGGACAGUUUCAGCUGCAGUGGAGACGGAGCUUCAAGAGUCCUUUGCUGUCCAUCAUCUACUUAGACUUGACUGGGGAUGGUUUGAGAGAGCUGGCUGUCCUCACACUAAAGGGACUGCACAUCUUACAGCAUAGUCUUACCAGCACUGCUGAUUUGGUCCUGGAGCGGCUUACCCAGAGGGUGUCAGCACUGACAGCUGGCUCUGGGCUGGAGUCAGCAAAAGGUCAAGACACUGAGGAGAAAGAUGUUCCAGCUAAGACAGAAGAUUAUACAGCUCACGCAACAUCACAUUAAGCAAAACAGUUCAUUUUGUUUGCAUGUGAAAGUCUCAAUGCUUCAGACUGAAGUAUUUCCCUUAUUUGAAAGUGCAGUGUUUUCUCAGGGGUGUGUAUUCCCGAAGAGUUAAAUUUAGUUGUGAUGACAGGCACUAGGUGGAUAUCACAUUCACCAUUCAAAACAGAAACACUCUGCUUUGUGGUUUUAUCCUGAAUGUAGGUGAUAGUAAAAAAGGGAAGGGUUCAUAUUAAACCAGACUAGGCCUUGAGGUGAAGUGCUGUAACUAAUGUACAGUAGUAUGCAGAUAAUUAAAGUGGGUCUGACUUAAA
Xiphias gladius (swordfish) is the source of this 1875-nucleotide messenger RNA. RefSeq names its product kaptin (actin binding protein) (gene kptn). Gene Ontology annotation, cellular component: KICSTOR complex; lamellipodium; actin cytoskeleton. The record is from RefSeq and is a predicted model, not a curated record. Bases 245 to 1564 code for a protein of 439 amino acids. Lineage: Eukaryota; Metazoa; Chordata; Actinopteri; Istiophoriformes; Xiphiidae. Gene Ontology annotation, biological process: cellular response to amino acid starvation; actin filament organization; negative regulation of TORC1 signaling. Gene Ontology annotation, molecular function: actin filament binding. The transcript has 12 exons.